ACCCACAACACGGAUUCCAAAAGGCUUUGACCAAGAUUUGAGUAUCGGAGCUCUCGUUUUUGUACUGCUUUGAAGCUUCUCCUCCUUCAGUUCAGAGAUCGAAGGCUCGAGCUUCGCCGAUCGCGGCACUCGGAAACCUUCUUUCGUUCGCUCAGGAGUAUUGUCACAAAGAUGUGUGGAAGUUCAUGUCAUCUGUUUUUUCAUCGAACUCACGGCGUGUAUAUUUCGAGCGAUGCUAAUUGCAUGCGCGCUUGAUUCAAUUGAAGAUGCCGAGCGCCGCCCUCGACCAGUCCGACAAGGACUCCGAGCCCUUCGCAGAGGUGGACCCGACCGGGCGCUACGGCCGGUAUCCGGAGCUCCUCGGGUCUGGCGCGGUGAAGAAGGUGUACCGGGCCUUUGACCAGGAGGAAGGCAUCGAGGUGGCGUGGAACCAGGUCAAGCUGAGGAACUUUGAGGACUACCCGGAGAUGAUUGACCGGCUCUACUCGGAGGUCCGGCUCCUGCGGACCCUGAAGAACAGGAACAUCAUAUCCCUCCACAACGUGUGGCGCGACGAGGAGCGCGGCAAGCUCAACUUCAUCACGGAGGUGUGCACGUCGGGGAACCUGAGGGAGUACCGGAAGAAGCACCGGCACGUCUCGGUGAAGGCGCUGAAGAAGUGGUCCAAGCAGAUCUUGAAGGGUUUGGAGUAUCUGCACACUCACGAUCCUUGCAUCAUCCACAGAGAUCUGAAUUGCAGCAAUGUCUUCGUCAAUGGGAACGUCGGUCAGGUCAAGAUUGGCGAUUUGGGAUUGGCCGCGAUCGUGGACGAGAGCCACGCAGCGCACUCGGUCAUCGGGACGCCGGAAUUCAUGGCGCCGGAGCUCUUCGAGGAAGACUACACGGAGUCGGUCGACGUGUACUCGUUCGGGAUGUGCCUGCUCGAGAUGGUGACCGUGGAGAUUCCGUACACCGAGUGCGACAGCCUGCCUAAGAUAUACAAGAAGGUGAUUUCCGGGGUCAGGCCGCAGGCCAUGAGCAAAGUGAGAGAUCCCGAAGUGAGGGCUUUCAUCGAGAAGUGCUUGGGGAAGCCAAGGGCCAGGCCUUCAGCUUCCGAGCUACUCAGCGAUCCUUUCUUUGACGGGAUCAAUGACGGCGACGAGGACGACUAAAACUGACUCUUAAGAUCCCAAUUGCCCAAGCAUCAAUCAAAGAUGUAUUCAAACUUUCUUGGUUGCUUAUUGGAGGAUCCAGCUGCCCGUGGACGGAGCUUGCAUCAUUCGAUGUCAAGUCAACGCAAAGCUGAAUAAAUCAAGUGAUGAAUUGGGGUUUUAGUCAAAG
Rhodamnia argentea is the source of this 1320-nucleotide messenger RNA. RefSeq names its product probable serine/threonine-protein kinase WNK11. Bases 267 to 1151 code for a protein of 294 amino acids. Gene Ontology annotation, molecular function: protein serine/threonine kinase activity; ATP binding. The record is from RefSeq and is a predicted model, not a curated record. NCBI's taxonomy places the organism in Eukaryota, Viridiplantae, Streptophyta, Magnoliopsida, Myrtales, Myrtaceae. The transcript has 4 exons. Gene Ontology annotation, biological process: protein phosphorylation; intracellular signal transduction. Gene Ontology annotation, cellular component: cytoplasm.